Diachasmimorpha longicaudata is the source of this 25035-nucleotide messenger RNA. RefSeq lists its product as uncharacterized. The transcript has 7 exons. Bases 1 to 6669 code for a protein of 2222 amino acids. The record is from RefSeq and is a predicted model, not a curated record. NCBI's taxonomy places the organism in Eukaryota, Metazoa, Arthropoda, Insecta, Hymenoptera, Braconidae. Gene Ontology annotation, molecular function: nucleic acid binding. Gene Ontology annotation, biological process: DNA integration.
AUGACACCAACUGAGAUUUUAUUUCUUCUAAUAACACCAAAUUCACCGGAAAUACGUAACAGAAAUGGUGCUAAGUGUGGGAUAUCAAUACUUGCAUCAAUCAAAAUGGAUAAUUACGAAACGAAUGUGGGUGAGAUACCAGAGCAAUUAGAAGAAGCCCGCGAGCUUAAUCAACAACUCUUGGAAAGAUUGAAAUUAAUCGAAGAACAGGCCCAAAUAAUUAAAGACCUGCAAGCUUCAGUAAAACAAUUGAAAGAAUGUCAAACGCAGACUAGUAAUUCUCCGUCGGAAGGAGAUUUUGAACGACCCAAUAUUUCAAAUCAAAAUUAUUUGGCAACUAACGUAAUUCUGGAUGAAAUGGCUACCCUUAAGAAUGACAUAGAUUUACUGAAAAAUCAAACUGCACAAUCACAACCCAGCAAUACACCUAUCAAUGCGCACUACAUUCCGAGUAGAAUCACAGUUAAAGACGCACUCUCGUAUAUACCUUCUUUUGACGGUUACAAUAUAACAGUUACACAAUUUAUGAGAGCUUGCAAUCGUGCAUGCUCUAUGCUCGACCAGUCUACCGUUCCCAUGUUUUUAGCACUUGUUCGUCAGAAAUUUAAAGGACGUGCACGAAUAACCUUAGAAAAUUUGGAAUAUCAAACACCUCUGGAGCUUGAAACUAAUUUACGCAACUUUUUUGAUCCUUAUAAAACUGCAAAUGAAUUGAAAGCAGCGCUUGAGAAUGUUUGCAAGAAAUCGCAAGAGCAUGUUGUAGAUUACAUUAACCACGUUAAAAGCCUCUAUUCUGAUGUAAUUAAAACUGAAACGCUUGAAAGAGAAUAUUUAACAGUAGAAGAUGUCACUAAACUUGAAAAAGAUACUAUUAGAGCCUUUCUGAAUGGUCUUCCACCUUCGCUUCGUAUCCAAUGCUUAUCUAAACCCCAUACGACUCUAGAUGAAACAUUUAAAAAUACAAUCGAAGUGUAUAAAAUCCACGAACGCGACAUGACUCGAUUUCACGAGCCCCAAAAUUUUAUUGGCACAACUCAAACUAACUCACACAGCUCUGGAGUUAAUGCAAACAUUCCACAAGAGGACAACCGCGUUUUCAAUCGACGGGACAACGAAACUUCACAUCGAAACGGGUUCAGCAAAACACCACAAGGGUUUAGUAACUCAAAAGCAAUAUCUCAAAAUAGAUAUCACAAUAAUCAUCCCAGGAAUUUCAGCAACCCAGGUUCAUGGAAUAAUCAUCGCUUUUCUGCAAAUCGAAACAAUUUUAGUUCCUUUAAUAAUACUGGUACUCAAAAUUAUUCAAAAUAUUGGCGGGUUUACGGGGAGCAAUCCGAAUCAAAUCCCGUCACUAUCUCAAAACCCGUGCAACCAAUCGAGCGAAAAUCAAAUCCAACCGAAUUUCCCCUCGACUUCGGGAACAACCACGGGAACUCAAUAAAACGCGAUUGCACACUACGAAAUUCUAAAUUAAAUAUUCAGGACACUUUGAAAAGCGCAAGUAAUAGUAAUAUAAAUAUUUCCGGAGCGGAUCUAGCGAAAAUACCGAUCAAAACCAUAGAAGAAUUAUACGUCGAUCAAAGAGCACGAACAAUUAAUGCCAUCAAAACACAUGAAGGGCUUAGGGCGUUAUGGGAACAAAAACCAUCAUUAAUGCGGUACGGACUCGGAUAUCAUGAAGAAUUGAGACAGAAAUCUCGGGGGUUAAACGUAGAAAAACAAGUACAAGACUCAGUUAAUAAUAAUCAAUUCGAAAAAAAUAAUUCAGAGACGAACGUUAAUAUUAAUAGUAUACCUCACGAACCGAUUAAUGCGAUAGUUUCCCCAGUAGAAUCAGAGAUUAAAAUUUCCACAGAAAAUGCAAAAAUAAAUUCCGAUUGUUCCAUUAACACCACUGCGCGGCGCGCGUCUGAACAGCUAUAUAACGCUAAUGAAUCCGUAGCAACAAAUCCUCCCAAUCGAACACAUACGGAAUCAAAUAACCCUAAAACAUCAUCAAUUGAAACUAGCGAUGUCCAUCAUCUAAAAGAAGCACAAUUAGACACGGAAAAAUCAAUUGAAAAUCUCAGAUUAACCGCGCCCGUAAAACCCAAUGGAUCUAGUGAGAGGACUACUGCAGAAAAACUUCUCGACUCGAAAGGACAGACAGAAUUAAAGCCUUAUUCUCGUAUUGCUCACGUGCAAAUUGGAAAAACAAAGAUCGCGUCCGUUACAUUAUACUCAUCACAAUUAAAAUUACCAACGGUGAUGAUGAUCGAUAGUGGUGCGGAAGUCAAUUUAAUUAAAAUCAGCGCUCUCAAUUUUCACGCCCCAAUGAAUAACAAAGACAUUAUUGAGCUUCACGGUAUUGCUGACAAUUUUAUUAAAACCCUUGGAACCGUUUUAAUUAACAUUGAUAACUAUUCCAUAAAAUUUCAUGUAGUGAGCGACUAUCUUCCUAUAAUUCAGGCCGGAAUUAUUGGCGCAGAAUUUUUCCAUGAGUUCAGAGCCACUCUUUCGUAUGAAUCUAAAACUUUUUCUUUCCAUGAUGUAGUGAUGGAAAUAACUUACGACGACUAUCAAACAAUUCCUAAAAAUUCUUCCUGUGCAUUUACAGUUCAAUUAACCAAAGACUCACCCACGGUUGGCCUUAUCUCGGAUAUUUACAUUGCAGACAAGGUUUCCAUAAUUGGAAGUCCAGAAUUGAAUAUCCAAGGAAACGCAUACGUCAGAGCUAUCAAUCAAAGUGAUCAAGAUUUGACCUUGCCUACGCCUGUGAUUAAGAUGGGCCAGUGUAGUUGGUUAACAUGUAGAGGAGAGACUGAUGCACAGCGCGAACUGAUCCGCGAAAACAAUUUUCAAGAAGAGCCUAAUUCUCAUAUUCAAAAACUCGACUAUCUAAGUCACAAGCCAAAUUGGUUCGCAAGUCCACCUCUCGAUACUAUUCCCAUUAAUGUAGUCUCAAGCGAUAAACUCACUGCUGAACGUGCAAAAUCUAUACAAAACCUCCUCCAUCUCGAUCAUUUGACUGAAACAGAAAAGACUGUAAUUACUGAACUCAUUAGCCAACACCAAGACCUUUUUGUUCUUAAUGGCGAAGCUUUAGGUGCUACAAAUGCAAUUUUUCAUCAAAUUAAUACAAUAGAUGACAUACCUGUAUUCAAACGACAAUAUAGAUUCCCGCCUAUUCACAAAGACGAAAUUAUAAAACAAUGUACAGAAUUAGAGGCAAGAGGUAUAAUUAAACCAUCCGAUUCGCCCUAUAGUUCUCCCAUUUGGAUAGUUCCGAAAAAGGAAGAUUCCUUAGGAAAUAAAAGAUGGAGAAUGGUAAUUGACUACCGAUCUCUCAAUGAAAAAACCAUCGGGGACGCCUACCCUCUCCCAAACAUUAAUGAAAUAUUAGACCAGUUGGGAAAUGCCCAAUAUUUCUCAAGCUUUGACCUUGCUAGUGGAUUCCAUCAAAUCCCUAUUCAUCCUAAUGACACACAUAAAACCGCAUUCUCUACACCCUAUCAGCACUAUGAGUUUACGCGCAUGCCCUUCGGUCUCAAAAACGCACCCCCAACAUUCCAAAGAAUGAUGGAUAAAGUCCUAAUUGGAUUACAGGGUAAAGAAUUAUUCGUCUACAUGGAUGAUAUAGUGAUCUAUUCUCAGACUCUUGAAGAGCAUGUUCGAAAGUUUCAAAAUUUACGUGAGCGCUUACGAAAGGCUGGUUUGCAACUCGAACCGGAUAAAUGUCACUUUUUAAAGAAAGAGAUCAAUUAUCUGGGACACAUUAUAUCAUCUGAUGGAGUACGUCCGGAACCAAAAAAAUUAACAGCUGUCCAAAAUUUUCCAAGACCAACCAAUCAGAAAAAUAUCAGACAAUUUCUUGGCCUAACCGGGUAUUACCGUCGAUUCAUCCCAAAUUAUGCAAAAAUCACCAAACCUCUAACCUCUCUCCUAAUGAAAGACAAGAAAUUUCAAUGGGGCGACGAGGAAAACGAAGCCUUUAGUAAUUUACGGAACGCGCUGUGCAAAUCUCCCAUACUGCAAUAUCCAGAUUUCACCAAGGAGUUUGUAAUCACGACAGAUGCUUGCAGAUACGGCAUCGCCGGAAUUCUCAGUCAAGGAGAGAUUGGUAAAGAUCUUCCAAUUGCCUAUAUCUCAAGAGUAUUAGGAAAAUCAGAAAGAAAUUACUCAACUAUAGAAAAGGAAAUGCUUGCUAUCAUUUAUGCGGUAAACUACUUUCGACCUUAUGUCUACGGUCGGAAAUUUACAUUAGUUACAGACCACAGGCCUUUGACUUGGAUUAAUUCGGUGUCGUCGCCAAAUUCUAGAAUUGUUAGGUGGAGACUAAGUAUGCAGGAUUUUGAUUACCGAAUAGUAUAUAAACCAGGGUCAGUGAACGCAAAUGCUGAUGCUUUAUCUAGAAAUAUUCCAUUUAAUAACGAAACAGAAUGCGACAACGAUGAUACUUUGUUAGAUAUAAAAAGAAUUUUCACGAUUGAUUCUGACACCUCUUCUAGUGAUUCAAUAUUUACGGUCCCAGCAAAACGAAAAAAGAAAGAGGUAACAAAAGCAUUGACGAAAAGAUCUCGGGUGGGAAGCGAUGAUAUUGAUAUAGUAGUAGAUAACAGCACGAAAUUAGAGGACAGUGAGAAUGUAGGUAGAAAUAAAAGAAGUAAUAUAGCUGACGAAGAUAUCACGCAACAGACAGGCUCAAGUAGCGCGACGGAAAUCUUAGCCGAACAUCCGGCAUCUGAACCCCUGAUAUCACCUGAAGGAAAUGACUCAGAUAACGAACAUAAUCACAGUGAGCUAUCCAGUAACGGUGGAUUAGCGGAGAGCGAACGCAGCUCUGAGUCAUAUCCUGCAAGCGUUGCAAAUAAUCAAGACAUCGACCCAUCCCACUAUUUACCCCCAGCCGCUUGUGAUGAAUUAGAUGAAACAUUUUUUGAUGACGGGUCUCUAGGGUUAGCAGACUUCACUGAAAUUAUGUCCGACAUGUUCAUAUCUCCAGAGGAUGCACAAGAUAACAACUCGACUGAUAUACUCAGAACAGAAUCUAUUAGCAAUCAUGAGAAUGAGGCAGUUGAGGUCGAUGUACCUGACUCAGAUAAUUCAAGCGAUUCGAGCGAAGAAAUAUUCCCAACAGCUCGCGUUCCACUCGAGAAUCAACGACAAAGGGAAAAUAAAGAAAGACUACCACCAAAUUCGCGAAUAAUUUCGGAUCAGGUAAUUGAAUGUCGUGACAAUUUAGCCAUGCGACAAGACAAUUAUCUUAUCUUUACUUCUAUUAGGGGUGAAGCUUGCGAUAAUGGAGCUCUGGAAAUACUGCAUACAAUCGAUUGUCCGAUCAAUGAUCUCACUUUACUCCGUGUAAAAGUUAUACCUUAUAAGAAAAAACUUACACUCAUCCUACCCCUGCGUAAUAAUAGGAACAACAUAGUGGUCGAAGAAGACAUUCGCGAAGGGUUACAAUCUGUUCACAACGCAAUAAUCGAUCUCAAUAUCAAAUCAAUUAGCAUAGCUAAGACUGAUCAAUUCGACGACGUACCAUGGAAUAUAAUAGAACAAAUCCUAGUAGAUACAUUUGCACUAAUUGAUGUAAAAAUAACAAUUUGCACGCAAGAAGUCAUAAUCCCCAAUGAGCAUGACCGAUCCGAAAUCCUACUCGAGUAUCACGCUAGCGCGACGAACGGUCAUAAAGGUACGACGAAAACUUUUAAUCGUCUUAGGCAGAACUUUUUCUGGCCAAGUAUGAGACAAGACGUUAUCGAACUCAUUCGUAAUUGCAGGGCAUGUCAGCUAAAGAAAUUAGUUAGGGUUAAAACGAAACAACCUAUGGUUAUUACCGACACACCUAAAGCAGCCUUCGACAAAAUCGCCAUGGAUAUGGUGGGACCUUUAUCGAAAACUAAAAAUGAUAAUAUAUAUAUUCUCACCAUUCAAGAUUUGUUAACUAAAUAUUCUCUAGCUAUACCUUUAAAGAACGGAGAUUCUAGAGAAAUAGCAAUUGCUCUUGUUAAAAAUUUUAUCUGCUAUUUCGGAGCACCAAAAAUCAUACUCACUGAUCAAGGCUCAAAUUUUAUAUCUUGUCUCAUGAAAACAAUUGCCAAGAAAUUUCGAAUUAAACAAUAUCAUACUACUGCAUAUAGACCUCAAAGCAAUGGAUCCAUCGAAAGAUCCCACCAUGUCCUCAUACAAUACCUAAAACAGUACGCAGACACCCAUACAGAUUGGGACGAACUAUGUGAAUUAGCUUCUUUUGCAUAUAACACUAGUGUCCACGAGGGAACGGGAUACACUCCUCAUCAAUUAGUAUUCGGGAAAUUAGCUAGAUUACCAUCCAGUCAAGCCGCUAAUGAGCCAAUCGAGCCUACAUACGGAGACUAUUUGCGCCAACUAUUUACGCGAAUCAGUAAAUUUCAAGAAACAGCAGGACAAAAUCUUCAUCAAGCAAAACUUAAAUCUAAAGAAUAUUACGAUGCGAAAAUAAAUCCACAACAGCUUAGUGUGGGAAAUAAAGUAUUUUUGCUUAAAGAACCCAAUAAGGGAAAAAUGACUGACCAGUAUGAAGGUCCUUAUAAUAUUAUUGAAAUACUAGAAAAUUGUAACGUCAUAAUAAAUAGAAAUGGAGCCAAGAAAAAGGUUCAUAUUAAUAAGCUACGGUUAUCUAAAAUGCAAGUUUCUCUCAUAAUCACAUAAAUGAUAACACAAUAGACAUUAAGAAUAAAAAUCUUCAAAAGUUAGAACUGUUAUUUCAGUUAGAACAACUAAUUAAUAAUGAAUAAAAACCAAAAAAAAAAUCUAUAAAUAAUACAUAAUUAAAUACUACAUACACUAAAUAAAAAUAAUAAAAAUUACAAUAUUCAUAUACAUAUGCAUAUGUAUAUACAUGUAUGUAUAUGCAUAACAUUAGCAUCAUACUCAUGAUGAAGUAACAAUACUGUGGGCUGGCAUGAGUUCGAGUAUUGAUUGUCACCUUUGCGAUAACCUGAAAACAAGUGAAGAAAUAAGUAGAAUAUAUAAUAACAUACUGUAACGAUAGGCCACUGACGAGUAGUAUGUAAAAUUAUGAAUUGAAGUGUAAGAUUUAGAAUAAGCCUGAAAUUCUUCAGCAUGAAUGAGGUGACCCAUGCAACGCCCUACAGCUGCGGCUUAAGGUUCCGAAUAUUGGCACCUAACUCUUCAGGAUAUCAGGGAUCGAACUUGAUGUUCUGCGGACCUUCGGCCUGAAAAGAAAAGAAGAAAAGAAAACAACAACGACGAACAAAACACAACCCUCUUUUGCUUUCCUUACCUGCUCUCCUAUAUCCAUCUUCCGACCUCUUGAUACUCGAAAAUCAAUUCGAACUAUCGCUGGAAAGAUGCUCACGUCAUGUUCUCACUCAGAAAAUACCGCGUACACCUGGCAAAGGACGAAGAAAAUGAAAACAAAAUAUUUAAAAGAGAGGUCACAAUCUUGCUGAUCAACACUAAACAACAGAUAUUCAAAAUACCUUACAUGCGUAAACCAAGCAUUCUACACGAUCGUGACGACGAUGGGAAGUUCCACAGGAUAAUGGAGACUACAACGGAGCGAGCAUGCAGUAGAAGUACUCUCUAUAGUGCAAAGCAGCAUAACCAUCAUCAUACUGGAAACGGGAACCCAAGAUAUCCAAGUCAAGUAAUAAUUCAAAAUCAAUGAAAACGAAUACCAGAAUUCAACCUCCGCUACCAACAAGAAGUACGAAUGCAAGAUAUGAGUGGAGAACGAGAACAAAUCGCAGAAAAUUGAAUACCAAAAUUGAACAGCAUAUAGACAGACCUGUCACAGCACCAUUGGAUGAACGAAAACUUCCUUACCAUAUGAACGUCCCCAUACCUUUCUAAUAGUCCUAGCCAAAGAAAACAACAAAUGUACGUACUAUGACCAGACUUCGGCAGUUGAUCCGCAGGCAUUAGUCGACCCAUGAUACCAAAACGGACAACAGAACAGCAAGGAGCUAAGGAUACCGAAGAAUACGAGCGGAACAGGAUCAGAAGAUUAUUAUUUUACUACACUGUAUCUCUUAUUAUGUUAUAUCAUGUUCAAUUACAUUAAAGUCCAAUACUUAAGAUCUAUGGGUACCUCGCAAACGUGACAAUACGUAAUUUAACUAUACGAAAGUGACUUGGACCACUUAAACACUACGCUUAAGCCUAUAAUAAUUUAAAAAUCAAAUAAUCAAACAUAUAUUGGGCAAAAAUAUUUCAUGAAAUUUAAAUGUUCUAUAUCUAUCUAUAUAUGUUCACUGCAAGCAAUACCUGGGUUUACUCAAUUGGGAAGUAACCACUUAUAAGCACCUCCCUUUUUCUCAAUAAUACCUACACGAAUAUAUAUCUAAAUUAAACCUACGAUUACAGAAUACAUAAAAUGGAUCCGUCAAUCCGAUACAGGACGUUACGAGCGUCCUUAAUACUGAAUUAUCCUGUUAGUCUGAGGAAUAAAAUAUAUAAUAAACUUACUACGUAUGCCACAAAAAUCGCAGACUGCAGAAAAGCAAGGGAAAAACCGGCAACGCUUAACAAUUUAACAGAGAAUCUCGAAGAAAUAAUUAAACCACUACACAUCGCUGUCAUACAAGGAGUAUUAUUUGGCAACAUGCACUUUAUAAAAUUGGACACGAAUCCUCAAAUCAUAAAAUUUUACAUGAAUGACGAAUAUGAUUGGCGCAAGGAAGCCAAACUGUGUCGACAAAUAAUUAAAACAUUUAAAAGACUACUGAAAUGAAAAACAAAAAAAAAACUAGGAACAUUAAAUACGUGAAGUGGGAUUGCAAAACUCAGUGCAACAAAUAAUUAGAGAUUAAAUAGUGAAAUACAUGAAUCGAAUAGUUAAACUCAAUCAAAUACUGUCAAACAUGCAACGCUUAGAUAAAAAUAAAAUUAUGAAAUGUUUAAUUGAAUUUCAGUGGGUUAGGAGCUUAUACUUUCGAGGUAAUGUACCGGAGAAUCCCCUGAUAGAGUUCAUAACGAUAAAAUAUGUAAAAAUCACAAAACUAUGGAAUAAGGACCGUGAUUGGUUGAUUUUUCACAAAAAAAAAAAAAGACGACAAUAAUAUCAAUGAAUAAACUAUAAUAGACUUUUACAGUUGCUUUUGUCGCUAAAACAGACAAAAGCAACUGCACUCACCAUUGUCAUGUUACGUAUUCACAUACGUUUUCUAUGAAUGAUAUCCCCUUGAAGAAAUUGCAAAGUAUAAACGAUGAAAUCAAUCAAAUAUAAAUACUAAAUACCGCUAUAAAUUACUGAUCAUAUAUUUCAACCAGAGGUCAUGUAACGAAACAUUCUUAGAUGAAUGACCAAAAAGAUUCUAUAUAUAAAUAAAAAUAAAGAAAUGAAAAGAUAGAAACAUUGACGGAGGACGGAACAGUAUUUCUCCCUCUGACGUCGCAAGCCGAUGACCUUUAAUACAAUCAUUGCACAGAAUAAAUAAAUAAUUACUUAAAAUAAAAAUAAUUCGGGACCAUACAGGAGCCCACAUAUCAAUGAUUAAAAGAAACUCAGCUUUGGGACGUUAGAACAGGGUUAAACCGCGAGGACGAGUAACGCACCCUCUCAAAAAUGACGAAAUCUUGGAAAUUUCCACGUAUAUAUUGAUACGAGUCAAUCUAAGAAUGAUGUGACUCCGAUUGAAAUAAAUGAAAAGACAAACGAAGAAUGAAAUACAAAAGAGAAAUCAUAAUUCUGAAAAAUAGAAGCAAUUGCAAAGUAUAAAUACCGCUAUAAAUAACUGAUCAUAUAUAUCAACCAGAGGUCAUGUAACAAAACAUUCUUAGAUGAAUGACCAAAAGGAUUCUAUAUAUAAAUAAAAAUAAAGAAAUGAAAAGAUAGAAACAUUGACGGAGGACGGAACAGUAUUUCUCCCUCUGACGUCGCAAGCCGAUGACCUUUAAUACAAUCAUUGCACAGAAUAAAUAAAUAAUUACUUAAAAUAAAAAUAAUUCGGGACCAUACAGGAGCCCACAUAUCAAUGAUUAAAAGAAACUCAGCUUUGGGACGUUAGAACAGGGUUAAACCGCGAGGACGAGUAACGCACCCUCUCAAAAAUGACGAAAUCUUGGAAAUUUCCACGUAUAUAUUGAUACGAGUCAAUCUAAGAAUGAUAUGACUCCGAUUGAAAUAAAUGAAAAGACAAACGAAUAAUUUAAAUACAAAAGAGAAAUCAUAAUUCUGAAAAAUAGAUAAAUUCGACUAUUGCAUCAAAAAGGAUGCAUGAAAAAUCAAGAAAUAACGUAAACUAAAUAUUCCAUAAGACAAUAGCUAUGAAAAGUUAUGAAAAAAAUAGAAUUUGUUAAUAAACAAUUAACAAAUAUUUAUAACAACAAAAUGAAAAUCAGUGGAAAAGAAAGAACGAUCACCGGGAUAAGCACCCACCAAAAAUCUUUUCUUAAUCUUCAUAAACAGUUGAGAUAUUUAUUUUUAUACUUUUACACACACACACACAUACAAGCCCAUGUAUCCGUGUGUCCACAAAAACUUUGGAAAAUUCUAGCGUCCGCAUUAUUGACGAUAGAGAAAUGGUUUCCAGACAAAAGGGACUCCAUAUAUUGAAAACUAUUUAUUCCAUUCAUAAAAAUGAUAAAAAUUAUUAACAAAUAUAAUUGUUGUAAACAAAACGUACAUGAAAAAUCCUGUAAACAAUUCAGAAAAAUCGUAAAAGGAAGUUCAGUAGAUCCUUGAUAUGUAACAAAAAAAUCUUUUCUUAAUCUUCAUAAACAGUGAAGAUAUUGAUUUUUAAAUAAUUCACACGAUACACACACACUCAAAUCCUUGUAUCGGUGUAUGCAAAUAAAGUUCGAGAAUUGUUAGCGCUUUCCCUAUGGGACAUAUGCAAAAACAUCCCAUAUAGAAACUAUGGCAUAAAUUGUGAACUACAAAAAUAUGUAAUAAAAAAUUGUAAAAGUCAAUAGACAAAACUGAAUGUCUAUUGACAUGUCAUUAGGAAUUACCCCUAAAAAAUCUAAAAUUGGCGAAAUUAGCGCAUUUAAAUAACAAGAACAAGAAUAUGAAAGAAAAUUAAACAAAACUCAACAAUUUAAACAUGUCAAUUUUGAUAAAUUAGCGAUCUUAAUUGUAAAUGUUAAUAACCACGAAAUUAAUGAACGAAUUUCUACCGAAAAAUCCAUAAAAAUAGUCCACUGAAUCCUCUAACGACUGAGCCAUUGAUUAGAUUUUUCACGUUAUAAACAACGCCAUUAAAAGUUAAUAAACAUUUUUCAAGGUCAAGUCAAUAUCUCCGAAAGUUGUAUAGUUAAGAAAAUGAAAAUUUAUGGAAAAAUACUAUAAAACGUGGACAUUUGAAUGGAUGAAUAAUGGUUCCUGAUUACUGAAAAAUACUAUUGUUAUUAACAAUUGAAAUGUUAUAAAAAAUUGUCAAAAAAGUUAUAAUACUAGAAUCGUAUUUCUAGACCAAAAAUAGGGUCAAAAACGAAUUUUGUCAAAUUUGUCAAGAGACAAUGUCAAUAGACAAAAAUUGCUUAUAGUAGUACCAUGAGGAUGCCAAAAGGAUCCAUUUAAGCUAUAGUGAAAAUCACGUUCAAAAAUUAAUUUUGAAACAGAAAAAUCAUUGUCAAAAUAUCAGAAAUAAUUUUUAAGAAUUAAAAAUGUAAAAAUGAAAAAUGUAAUAAGGCAUAAGAGAAUGUCACAGCAUUAGAUGAGACUACACACAGAACAUAUGAAUACGCAUCACGCGCCAUCCCUACUCUCAGUCAAGUGGAGUUGCACGUUAAACGAAGCAUCCCCACCACCCCUACUACUGGAUAGCGUGCGCCAACGAUCGACGCGGUGAAUAAUCGGUCAGAGUAGUCUCAGUGCCGCAGAGAAACGCCAGUUCAACUUCAACACCAGCCAGCAGCAGUCAUCUCUCCGAAGAGCUCCGGGAACAUUAAAUCGACUAAGUUCCAAAUUAUUUUUGGACUUAGAAAAUAUUUCUGAAGUGAACCAACGAUUAAAAAUACAGUUUUCGUUCGAUAUAUAUUUAUUAAUUUUGUUUCUCUCGGAAAUCCAGAAAAGAAAACGUCAAUAAGUGAAAUCAAAAAAAAACUUUAUUCGAAAAGACUACGGAAAACGUAUCAUCCAUCCAGCCAAGCAGCCGUCCAGACAGCGACCCAAAGGACUAAUUAUAAAAGAAAUAACGAAAAAUCAGGAAUGGACAGACACACGAAUGAGCGCCCUCGUAUGAUUAGGAUAUGGAGACACCCCAAUAAAGAAAUCUUAGAGGCGAGGAAAAGGAAACACCGAAUAUUAAUUAUCGCGAGACAAUUGCAAAAGAAAGUAGAAAAAAUGCAUAAAUUAUUAGAUGUAUUUAAACAAUAUUGCGAAGCGAAAAUCGACGAAAUAGAAAAUACCGAUAGUCACGAAGAAUUGGAGGAGAUUUCGGCGGACGAAAUAGAUACAGAUAAUGAUAGCAGAUAAAGGUAGGAUAUUCUUUCUAUUACUUCAGGCUUAACUUGAGAAAAUGAGAGAAACUUGCAAAAUAAAAAUAAAAAAAUAAUACUAAACUUAACUAUUCAUAAUGGCUACUAACGCUUGAAUUAUAACGGUAAAAGAACGCCGACGGAAUGACACAGAUCCCGUUAAAUAGCCUCACUAAAUAAAUAAUAAAAAUUAUAAUAUUCAUAUACAUAUGCAUAUGUAUAUACAUGUAUGUAUAUGCAUAACAUUAGAAUCAUACUCAUGAAGUAACAAUACUGUGGGCUGGCAUGAGUUCGAGUAUCGAUUGUCACCUUUGCGAUAACCUGAAAACAAGUGAAGAAAUAAGUAGAAUAUAUAAUAAAAUACUGUAACGAUAGGCCACUGACGAGUAGUAUGUAAAAUUAUGAAUUGAAGUGUAAGAUUUAGAAUAAGCCUGAAAUUCCUUCAGCAUGAAUGAGCUGAAACAUGCAACGCCCUACAGUUGCGGCUUAAGGUUCCGAAUAUUGGCACCUAAUUCUUCAGGAUAUCAGGGAUCGAACUUGAUGUUCUGCGGACCUUCGGCCUGAAAAGAAAACAACAACGACGAACAAAACACAAUCCUAUUUUGCUUUCCUUACCUGCUCCCCUAUAUCCAUCUUCCGACCUCUUGAUACUCGAAAAUCAAUUCGAACUAUCGCUGGAAAGAUGCUCACGUCAUGUUCUCACUCAGAAAAUACCGCGUACACCUGGAAAAGGACGAAGAAAAUGAAAACAAAAUAUUUAAAAGAGAGGUCACAAUCUUGCUGACCAACACUAAACAACAGAUAUUCAAAUUACCUUACAUGCGUAAAACAAACAUUCUACACGAUCGUGACGACGAUGGGAAGUUCCACAUGAUAAUGGAGACUACAACGGAGCGAGCAUGCAGUAGAAGUACUCUCUACAGUGCAAAGCAGCAUAACCAUCAUCAUACUGGAAAUGGGAACCCAAGAUAUCCAAGUCAAGCAAUAAUUCAAAAUCAAUGAAAACGAAUACCGGAAUUCAACCUCCGCUACCAACAAGAAGUACGAAUGCAAGAUAUGAGUGGAGAACGUGAACAAAUCGCAGAAAAUUGAAUACCAAAAUGGAACAGCAUAUAGAUAGAUCUGUCACAGCACCAUUGGGUGAACGAAACCUUCCUUACCAUAUGAACGUCCCCAUACCUUUCUAAUAAUCCUAGCCAAAGAAAACAACAAAUGUACGUACUAUGACCAGACUUCGGCAGUUGAUCCGCAGGCAUUAGUCGAUCCAUGAUACCAAAACGGACAACAGAACAGCAAGGAGCUGAGGAUACCGAAGAACACGACCGGAACAGGAUCAGAAGAUUAUUAUUUUACUACACUGUAUCUCUUAUUAUGUUAUAUUAUGUUCAAUUACAUUAAAGUCCAAUAUUUAAGAUCUAUGGGUACCUCGCAAACGUGACAAUACGUAAUUUAACUAUACGAAAGUGACUUGGACCACUUAACACUACGCUUAAGCCUAUAAUAAUUUAAAAAUCAAAUAAUCAAACAUAUAUUGGGCAAAAAAAAAAAAUUUCAUGAAAUUUAAAUGUUCUAUAUCUAUCUAUAUAUGUUCACUGCAAGCAAUACCUGGGUUUACUCAAUUGGGAAGUAACCACUUAUAAGCACCUCCCUUUUUCUCAAUAAUACCUACACGAAUAUAUAUCUAAAUUAAACCUACGAUUACAGAAUACAUAAAAUGGAUCCGUCAAUCCGAUACAGGACGUUACGAGCGUCCUUAAUACUGAAUUAUCCUGUUAGUCUGAGGAAUAAAAUAUAUAAUAAACUUACUACGUAUGCCACAAAAAUCGCAGACUGCAGAAAAGCAAGGGAAAAACCGGCAACGCUUAACAAUUUAACAGAGAAUCUCGAAGAAAUAAUUAAACCACUACACAUCGCUGUCAUACAAGGAGUAUUAUUUGGCAACAUGCACUUUAUAAAAUUGGACACGAAUCCUCAAAUCAUAAAAUUUUACAUGAAUGACGAAUAUGAUUGGCGCAAGGAAGCCAAACUGUGUCGACAAAUAAUUAAAACAUUUAAAAGACUACUGAAAUGAAAAACAAAAAAAAACUAGGAACAUUAAAUACGUGAAGUGGGAUUGCAAAACUCAGUGCAACAAAUAAUUAGAGAUUAAAUAGUGAAAUACAUGAAUCGAAUAGUUGAACUCAAUCAAAUACUGUCAAACAUGCAACGCUUAGAUAAAAAUAAAAUUAUGAAAUGUUUAAUUGAAUUUCAGUGGGUUAGGAGCUUAUACUUUCGAGGUAAUGUACCGGAGAAUCCCCUGAUAGAGUUCAUAACGAUAAAAUAUGUAAAAAUCACAAAACUAUGGAAUAAGGACCGUGAUUGGUUGAUUUUUCACAAAAAAAAAAGACGACAAUAAUAUCAAUGAAUAAACUAUAAUAGACUUUUACAGUUGCUUUUGUCGCUAAAACAGACAAAAGCAACUGCACUCACCAUUGUCAUGUUACGUAUUCACAUACGUUUUCUAUGAAUGAUAUCCCCUUGAAGCAAUUGCAAAAUAUAAAGGAUGAAAUCAAUCAAAUAUAAAUACUAAAUACCGCUAUAAAUUACUGAUCAUAUAUUUCAACCAGAGGUCAUGUAACAAAACAUUCUUAGAUGAAUGACCAAAAGGAUUCUAUAUAUAAAUAAGACUACCGAAAUGAAAAGAUAGAAACAUUGACGGAGGACGGAACAGUAUUUCUCCCUCUGACGUCGCAAGCCGAUGACCUUUAAUACAAUCAUUGCACAGAAUAAAUAAAUGAUUACUUAUAAUGAAAAUAAUUCGGGACCAUACAGGAGCCCACAUACCAAUGAUUAAAAGAAACUCAGCUUUGGGACGUUAGAACAGGGUUAAACCGCGAGGACGAGUAACGCACCCUCUCAAAAAUGACGAAAUCUUGGAAAUUUCCACGUAUAUAUUGAUACGAGUCAAUCUAAGAAUGAUAUGACUCCGAUUGAAAUAAAUGAAAAGAAAAACGAAGAAUGAAAUACAAAAGAGAAAUCAUAAUUCUGAAAAAUAGAAGCAAUUGCAAAGUAUAAAUACCGCUAUAAAUAACUGAUCAUAUAUAUCAACCAGAGGUCAUGUAACAAAACAUUCUUAGAUGAAUGACCAAAAGGAUUCUAUAUAUAAAUAAGAAUAAAGAAAUGAAAAGAUAGAAACAUUGACGGAGGACGGAACAGUAUUUCUCCCUCUGACGUCGCAAGCCGAUGACCUUUAAUACAAUCAUUGCACAGAAUAAAUAAAUAAUUACUUAAAAUAAAAAUAAUUCGGGACCAUACAGGAGCCCACAUAUCAAUGAUUAAAAGAAACUCAGCUUUGGGACGUUAGAACAGGGUUAAACCGCGAGGACGAGUAACGCACCCUCUCAAAAAUGACGAAAUCUUGGAAAUUUCCACGUAUAUAUUGAUACGAGUCAAUCUAAGAAUGAUAUGACUCCGAUUGAAAUAAAUGAAAAGACAAACGAAUAAUUUAAAUACAAAAGAGAAAUCAUAAUUCUGAAAAAUAGAUAAAUUCGACUAUUGCAUCAAAAAGGAUGCAUGAAAAGUCAAGAAAUAACGUAAACUAAAUAUUCCAUAAGACAAUGGCCAUGAAAAGUUAUGAAAAAAUAGAAUUUGUUAAUAAACAAUUAACAAACAUUUAUAACAACAAAAUGCAAAUCAGUGGAAAAGAAAGAACGAUCACCGGGGUAAGCACCCACCAAAAAUCUUUUCUUAAUCUUCAUAAACAGUUGAGAUAUUUAUUUUUGAAGUUUCAUACAGACACAUACAAGCCCAUGUAUCCGUGUGUCCACAAAACUUUGGAAAAUUCUAGCGUACGCAUUAUUGAUGAUAGAGAAAUGGUUUCCAUACAAAAGGGACUCCAUAUUCUGAGAACUAUUUAUUUCACUCAUAAAAAUAAUAAAAUUUAUUAACAAAUAUAAUUGUUGUAAACAAAAUAUACAUGAAAUAUUCUACGAACAAUUCAGAAAAAUCGUAAAAGGAAGUUCUGUAGAUCCUAAAUAUGUAUUUCAAAAAUCUCUUCUUAAUCUUCAUAAAUAGUGAAGAUAUUCAUUUUUAAACUUUUACACACACCCACACAUACAAACCCAUGUAUCGGUGUGUCCACAAAAACUUUGGAAAAUUCUAGCGUCCGCAUUAUUGACGAUAGAGAAAUGGUUUCCAGACAAAAAAGGACUCCAUAUAUUGAAAACUAUUUAUUCCAUUCAUAAAAAUGAUAAAAAUUAUUAACAAAUAUAAUUGUUGUAAACAAAACGUACAUGAAAAAUCCUGUAAACAAUUCAGAAAAAUCGUAAAAGGAAGUUCAGUAGAUCCUUGAUAUGUAACAAAAAAAAUCUUUUCUUAAUCUUCAUAAACAGUGAAGAUAUUGAUUUUUAAAUAAUUCACACUAUACACACACACUCAAAUCCUUGUAUCGGUGUAUGCAAAUAAAGUUCGAGAAUUGAUAGCGCUUUCCCUAUGGGACAUAUGCAAAAACAUCCCAUAUAGAAACUACGGCAUAAAUUGUGAACUACAAAAAUAUGUAAUAAAAAAUUGUAAAAGUCAAUAGACAAAACUGAAUGUCUAUUGACAUGUCAUUAAGAAUUACCCCUAAAAAAUCUAAAAUUGGCGAAAUUAGUGCAUUUAAAUAACAAGAACAAGAAUAUGAAAGAAAAUUAAACAAAACUCAACAAUUUAAACAUGUCAAUUUUGAUAAAUUAGCGAUCUUAAUUGUAAAUGUUAAUAACCACGAAAUUAAUGAACGAAUUGCUACCGAAAAAUCCAUAAAAAUAGUCCACUGAAUCCUCUAACGACUGAGCCAUUGAUUAGAUUUUUCACGUUAUAAACAACGCCAUUAAAAGUUAAUAAACAUUUUUCAAGGUCAAGUCAAUAUCUCCGAAAGUUGUAUAGUUAAGAAAAUGAAAAUUUAUGGAAAAAUGCUAUAAAAUGUGGACAUUUGAAUGGAUGAAUAAUUGUUCCUGAUUACUGAAAAAUACUAUUGUUAUUAACAAUUGAAAUGUUAUAAAAAAUUGUCAAAAAAGUUUUAAUACUAGAAUCGUAUUUCUAGACCAAAAAUAGGGUCAAAAACGAAUUUUGUCAAAUUUGUCAAGAGACAAUGUCAAUAGACAAAAAUUGCUUAUAGUAGUACCAUGAGGAUGCCAAAAGGAUCCAUUUAAGCUAUAGUGAAAAUCACGUUCAAAAAUUAAUUUUAAAACAGAAAAAUCAUUGUCAAAAUAUCAGAAAUAAUUUUUAAGAAUUAAAAAUGUAAAAAUGAAAAAUGUAAUAAGGCAUAAGAGAAUGUCACAGCAUUAGAUGAGACUACACACAGAACAUAUGAAUACGCAUCACGCGCCAUCCCUACUCUCAGUCAAGUGGAGUUGCACGUUAAACGAAGCAUCCCCACCAUCCCUACUACUGGAUAGCGUGCGCCAACGAUCGACGCGGUGAAUAAUCGGUCAGAGUAGUCUCAGUGCCGCAGAGAAACGGCAGUUCAACUUCAACAUCAGCCAGCAGCAGUCAUCUCUCCGAAGAGCUCCGGGAACAUUAAAUCGACUAAGUUCCAAAUUAUUUUUGGACUUAGAAAAUAUUUCGUGAGUUGUGGACUUGGAAAAAUUUCGUGAGUUAUGAACUUAGAAUAAUUUUGCCUUCUGCACUCUUGAACUUAGAAUAAUUUGGCCUUCUGCACUCUUGAACUUAGAAUAAUUUGGCCUUCUGCACCGUUGAAUUUAUGAUAAUUUUGCUGUCUGCACUGUUGAACUCACAAUUAUUUUACCUUUCGCAUUUUUCGACAUAAGAUUCAUUUACAUGAAAUAUUUUUCUAAAGCCACCAUUCACUUUAAUUAUUAAAUUUAAACAUGUCAAGUCUCAAACAAGUAAAGAAUUUGUGGUGAAUAAAAAAGAAGUGAUACCAAGUGUUGUGAAAAAGUGUUAACUUCCCCAUCACACAAAUCAUACCGAGAAAUUUUGCCGAGGCGACCCAAGACGCUCGUUUAAGAACGGUGGCUUGCGAACCCCACGAGAAUUUAUCGGUUGACUUACGUGAAAAAUCACUCUUGAAUAGAAUUAAUUGAUAAAUUUUGCCGAGGCGACCCAAGACGCUCGUUUAAAUAACGGUGCCUUGCGAACCCCACGAGAAUUUAACAAUUGAAUCUUUCAUUGCAUAAUUUUUUAUAGAAUUAAUUGAUAAAUUUUGCCGAGGCGACCCAAGAUGCUCGUUUACGAACGGUCUCUUGCGAACCCCACGAGAAUUUAACAAUUAACUCUUUCAUUCCAAAUCUUCAGUAAAAUUAAUUGAUAAAUUUUGCCGAGGCGACCCAAGAUGCUCGUUUACGAACGGUCUCUUGCGAACCCCACGAGAAUUUAACAAUUAAAUUAUGUAAUCUAAAACAAACCGCACUCUCUUAGUGAAGUGAACCAACGAUUAAAAAUACAGUUUUCGUUCGAUAUAUAUAUAUUUAUUAAUUUUGUUUCUCUCGGAAAUCCAGAAAAGAAAACGUCAAUAAGUGAAAUAACAAAAAAAAAACUUUAUUCAAAAAGACUACGGAAAACGUAUCAUCCAUCCAGCCAAGCAGCCGUCCAGAUAGCGACCCAAAGGACUAAUUAUAAAAGAAAUAACGAAAAAAAGAAAACGUCAAUAAGUGAAAUCAAAAAAAAAAACUUUAUUCAAAAAGACUACAGAAAACGUAUCAUCCAUCCAGCCAAGCAGCCGUCCAGACAGCGACCCAAAGGACUAAUUAUAAAAGAAACAACGAAAAAUCAGGAAUGGACAGACACACGAAUGAGCGCCCUCGUAUGAUUAGGAUAUGGAGACACCCCAAUAAAGAAAUCUUAGAGGCGAGGAAAAGGAAACACCGAAUAUUAAUUAUCGCGAGACAAUUGCAAAAGAAAGUAGAAAAAAUGCAUAAAUUAUUAGAUGUAUUUAAACAAUAUUGCGAAGCGAAAAUCGACGAAAUAGAAAAUACCGAUAGUCACGAAGAAUUGGAGGAGAUUUCGGCGGACGAAAUAGAUACAGAUAAUGAUAGCAGAUAAAGGUAGGAUAUUCUUUCUAUUACUUCAGGCUUAACUUGAGAAAAUGAGAGAAACUUGCAAAAUAAAAAUAAAAAAAUAAUACUAAACUUAACUAUUCAUAAUGGCUACUAACGCUUGAAUUAUAACGGUAAAAGAACGCCGACGGAAUGACACAGAUCCCGUUAAAUAGCCUCACUAAAUAAAUAAUAAAAAUUAUAAUAUUCAUAUACAUAUGCAUAUGUAUAUACAUGUAUGUAUAUGCAUAACAUUAGAAUCAUACUCAUGAAGUAACAAUACUGUGGGCUGGCAUGAGUUCGAGUAUCGAUUGUCACCUUUGCGAUAACCUGAAAACAAGUGAAGAAAUAAGUAGAAUAUAUAAUAAAAUACUGUAACGAUAGGCCACUGACGAGUAGUAUGUAAAAUUAUGAAUUGAAGUGUAAGAUUUAGAAUAAGCCUGAAAUUCCUUCAGCAUGAAUGAGCUGAAACAUGCAACGCCCUACAGUUGGGGCUUAAGGUUCCGAAUAUUGGCACCUAAUUCUUCAGGAUAUCAGGGAUCGAACUUGAUGUUCUGCGGACCUUCGGCCUGAAAAGAAAACAACAACGACGAACAAAACACAAUCCUAUUUUGCUUUCCUUACCUGCUCCCCUAUAUCCAUCUUCCGACCUCUUGAUACUCGAAAAUCAAUUCGAACUAUCGCUGGAAAGAUGCUCACGUCAUGUUCUCACUCAGAAAAUACCGCGUACACCUGGAAAAGGACGAAGAAAAUGAAAACAAAAUAUUUAAAAGAGAGGUCACAAUCUUGCUGACCAACACUAAACAACAGAUAUUCAAAUUACCUUACAUGCGUAAAACAAACAUUCUACACGAUCGUGACGACGAUGGGAAGUUCCACAUGAUAAUGGAGACUACAACGGAGCGAGCAUGCAGUAGAAGUACUCUCUACAGUGCAAAGCAGCAUAACCAUCAUCAUACUGGAAAUGGGAACCCAAGAUAUCCAAGUCAAGCAAUAAUUCAAAAUCAAUGAAAACGAAUACCGGAAUUCAACCUCCGCUACCAACAAGAAGUACGAAUGCAAGAUAUGAGUGGAGAACGUGAACAAAUCGCAGAAAAUUGAAUACCAAAAUGGAACAGCAUAUAGAUAGAUCUGUCACAGCACCAUUGGGUGAACGAAACCUUCCUUACCAUAUGAACGUCCCCAUACCUUUCUAAUAAUCCUAGCCAAAGAAAACAACAAAUGUACGUACUAUGACCAGACUUCGGCAGUUGAUCCGCAGGCAUUAGUCGAUCCAUGAUACCAAAACGGACAACAGAACAGCAAGGAGCUGAGGAUACCGAAGAACACGACCGGAACAGGAUCAGAAGAUUAUUAUUUUACUACACUGUAUCUCUUAUUAUGUUAUAUUAUGUUCAAUUACAUUAAAGUCCAAUAUUUAAGAUCUAUGGGUACCUCGCAAACGUGACAAUACGUAAUUUAACUAUACGAAAGUGACUUGGACCACUUAACACUACGCUUAAGCCUAUAAUAAUUUAAAAAUCAAAUAAUCAAACAUAUAUUGGGCAAAAAAAAAAAAUUUCAUGAAAUUUAAAUGUUCUAUAUCUAUCUAUAUAUGUUCACUGCAAGCAAUACCUGGGUUUACUCAAUUGGGAAGUAACCACUUAUAAGCACCUCCCUUUUUCUCAAUAAUACCUACACGAAUAUAUAUCUAAAUUAAACCUACGAUUACAGAAUACAUAAAAUGGAUCCGUCAAUCCGAUACAGGACGUUACGAGCGUCCUUAAUACUGAAUUAUCCUGUUAGUCUGAGGAAUAAAAUAUAUAAUAAACUUACUACGUAUGCCACAAAAAUCGCAGACUGCAGAAAAGCAAGGGAAAAACCGGCAACGCUUAACAAUUUAACAGAGAAUCUCGAAGAAAUAAUUAAACCACUACACAUCGCUGUCAUACAAGGAGUAUUAUUUGGCAACAUGCACUUUAUAAAAUUGGACACGAAUCCUCAAAUCAUAAAAUUUUACAUGAAUGACGAAUAUGAUUGGCGCAAGGAAGCCAAACUGUGUCGACAAAUAAUUAAAACAUUUAAAAGACUACUGAAAUGAAAAACAAAAAAAAACUAGGAACAUUAAAUACGUGAAGUGGGAUUGCAAAACUCAGUGCAACAAAUAAUUAGAGAUUAAAUAGUGAAAUACAUGAAUCGAAUAGUUGAACUCAAUCAAAUACUGUCAAACAUGCAACGCUUAGAUAAAAAUAAAAUUAUGAAAUGUUUAAUUGAAUUUCAGUGGGUUAGGAGCUUAUACUUUCGAGGUAAUGUACCGGAGAAUCCCCUGAUAGAGUUCAUAACGAUAAAAUAUGUAAAAAUCACAAAACUAUGGAAUAAGGACCGUGAUUGGUUGAUUUUUCACAAAAAAAAAAGACGACAAUAAUAUCAAUGAAUAAACUAUAAUAGACUUUUACAGUUGCUUUUGUCGCUAAAACAGACAAAAGCAACUGCACUCACCAUUGUCAUGUUACGUAUUCACAUACGUUUUCUAUGAAUGAUAUCCCCUUGAAGCAAUUGCAAAAUAUAAAGGAUGAAAUCAAUCAAAUAUAAAUACUAAAUACCGCUAUAAAUUACUGAUCAUAUAUUUCAACCAGAGGUCAUGUAACAAAACAUUCUUAGAUGAAUGACCAAAAGGAUUCUAUAUAUAAAUAAGACUACCGAAAUGAAAAGAUAGAAACAUUGACGGAGGACGGAACAGUAUUUCUCCCUCUGACGUCGCAAGCCGAUGACCUUUAAUACAAUCAUUGCACAGAAUAAAUAAAUGAUUACUUAUAAUGAAAAUAAUUCGGGACCAUACAGGAGCCCACAUACCAAUGAUUAAAAGAAACUCAGCUUUGGGACGUUAGAACAGGGUUAAACCGCGAGGACGAGUAACGCACCCUCUCAAAAAUGACGAAAUCUUGGAAAUUUCCACGUAUAUAUUGAUACGAGUCAAUCUAAGAAUGAUAUGACUCCGAUUGAAAUAAAUGAAAAGAAAAACGAAGAAUGAAAUACAAAAGAGAAAUCAUAAUUCUGAAAAAUAGAAGCAAUUGCAAAGUAUAAAUACCGCUAUAAAUAACUGAUCAUAUAUAUCAACCAGAGGUCAUGUAACAAAACAUUCUUAGAUGAAUGACCAAAAGGAUUCUAUAUAUAAAUAAGAAUAAAGAAAUGAAAAGAUAGAAACAUUGACGGAGGACGGAACAGUAUUUCUCCCUCUGACGUCGCAAGCCGAUGACCUUUAAUACAAUCAUUGCACAGAAUAAAUAAAUAAUUACUUAAAAUAAAAAUAAUUCGGGACCAUACAGGAGCCCACAUAUCAAUGAUUAAAAGAAACUCAGCUUUGGGACGUUAGAACAGGGUUAAACCGCGAGGACGAGUAACGCACCCUCUCAAAAAUGACGAAAUCUUGGAAAUUUCCACGUAUAUAUUGAUACGAGUCAAUCUAAGAAUGAUAUGACUCCGAUUGAAAUAAAUGAAAAGACAAACGAAUAAUUUAAAUACAAAAGAGAAAUCAUAAUUCUGAAAAAUAGAUAAAUUCGACUAUUGCAUCAAAAAGGAUGCAUGAAAAGUCAAGAAAUAACGUAAACUAAAUAUUCCAUAAGACAAUGGCCAUGAAAAGUUAUGAAAAAAUAGAAUUUGUUAAUAAACAAUUAACAAACAUUUAUAACAACAAAAUGCAAAUCAGUGGAAAAGAAAGAACGAUCACCGGGGUAAGCACCCACCAAAAAUCUUUUCUUAAUCUUCAUAAACAGUUGAGAUAUUUAUUUUUGAAGUUUCAUACAGACACAUACAAGCCCAUGUAUCCGUGUGUCCACAAAACUUUGGAAAAUUCUAGCGUACGCAUUAUUGAUGAUAGAGAAAUGGUUUCCAUACAAAAGGGACUCCAUAUUCUGAGAACUAUUUAUUUCACUCAUAAAAAUAAUAAAAUUUAUUAACAAAUAUAAUUGUUGUAAACAAAAUAUACAUGAAAUAUUCUACGAACAAUUCAGAAAAAUCGUAAAAGGAAGUUCUGUAGAUCCUAAAUAUGUAUUUCAAAAAUCUCUUCUUAAUCUUCAUAAAUAGUGAAGAUAUUCAUUUUUAAACUUUUACACACACCCACACAUACAAACCCAUGUAUCGGUGUGUCCACAAAAACUUUGGAAAAUUCUAGCGUCCGCAUUAUUGACGAUAGAGAAAUGGUUUCCAGACAAAAAAGGACUCCAUAUAUUGAAAACUAUUUAUUCCAUUCAUAAAAAUGAUAAAAAUUAUUAACAAAUAUAAUUGUUGUAAACAAAACGUACAUGAAAAAUCCUGUAAACAAUUCAGAAAAAUCGUAAAAGGAAGUUCAGUAGAUCCUUGAUAUGUAACAAAAAAAUCUUUUCUUAAUCUUCAUAAACAGUGAAGAUAUUGAUUUUUAAAUAAUUCACACUAUACACACACACUCAAAUCCUUGUAUCGGUGUAUGCAAAUAAAGUUCGAGAAUUGAUAGCGCUUUCCCUAUGGGACAUAUGCAAAAACAUCCCAUAUAGAAACUAUGGCAUAAAUUGUGAACUACAAAAAUAUGUAAUAGAAAAUUGUAAAAGUCAAUAGACAAAACUGAAUGUCUAUUGACAUGUCAUUAGGAAUUACCCCUAAAAAAAUCUAAAAUUGGCGAAAUUAGCGCAUUUAAAUAACAAGAACAAGAAUAUGAAAGAAAAUUAAACAAAACUCAACAAUUUAAACAUGUCAAUUUUGAUAAAUUAGCGAUCUUAAUUGUAAAUGUUAAUAACCACGAAAUUAAUGAACGAAUUUCUACCGAAAAAUCCAUAAAAAUAGUCCACUGAAUCCUCUAACGACUGAGCCAUUGAUUAGAUUUUUCACGUUAUAAACAACGCCAUUAGAAGUUAAUAAACAUUUUUCAAGGUCAAGUCAAUAUCUCCGAAAGUUGUAUAGUUAAGAAAAGGAAAAUUUAUGGAAAAAUGCUAUAAAAUGUGGACAUUUGAAUGGAUGAAUAAUUGUUCCUGAUUACUGAAAAAUACUAUUGUUAUAUACAAUUGAAAUGAUAUAAAAAAUUGUCAAAAAAGUUUUAAUACUAGGAUCGUAUUUCUAGACCAAAAAUAGGGUCAAAAACGAAUUUUGUCAAAUUUGUCAAGAGACAAUGUCAAUAGACAAAAAUUGCUUAUAGUAGUACCAUGAGGAUGCCAAAAGGAUCCAUUUAAGCUAUAGUGAAAAUCACGUUCAAAAAUUAAUUUUAAAACAGAAAAAUCAUUGUCAAAAUAUCAGAAAUAAUUUUUAAGAAUUAAAAAUGUAAAAAUGAAAAAUGUAAUAAGGCAUAAGAGAAUGUCACAGCAUUAGAUGAGACUACACACAGAACAUAUGAAUACGCAUCACGCGCCAUCCCUACUCUCAGUCAAGUGGAGUUGCACGUUAAACGAAGCAUCCCCACCAUCCCUACUACUGGAUAGCGUGCGCCAACGAUCGACGCGGUGAAUAAUCGGUCAGAGUAGUCUCAGUGCCGCAGAAAAACGGCAGUUCAACUUCAACAUCAGCCAGCAGCAGUCAUCUCUCCGAAGAGCUCCGGGAACAUUAAAUCGACUAAGUUCCAAAUUAUUUUUGGACUUAGAAAAUAUUUCGUGAGUUGUGGACUUGGAAAAAUUUC